AUGGUUACAGCAUUCGAGCAAGGGCAGGCGCGUCGUCUCAAGAAGGUGCAGGAGCGCCAGGGGUUCUGUUGGGGCGAGGAGUCUCCAGUCACCGACGACAAGAGACGCGACUCCCGCAUUUUCGUCGUCAUCUCCUAUUAUAUCAAGAAGAUGACUAAUAAAAAUUAUAACACCACCUCCUUCCGUGCUCUCCAGGCCGACAUGUACGACACGGUUCGUGCCGCUGUUGCCCAAGACGCAGAAUCCCCCGCCUGGGCCACUCCCGCCGUCGUCCAGGGCGGCAUGAACAGCAUUCUCAAGCACGCCCGGAACAACAUCCCCUGGGCCCAGGAGAUGAGAGUGGGUGACUUCAGGGCCUUCUUUCACUCCUCGCUCCUGAACCGCGACACCUGGUGGCUAUACAACUACGACCAGGAUGAUCCCAUGAUGGCGUCCGAGCAGAUGUCUAGGCGUGGUGUCGUUGCCAUCAGCAUCGACAAUUUCCUGGACGUCUGCGACCAGAAAGACAACGAGUUUGCCGCCCACUACCCUCGUCUGACCGGCACGACUCGAGAGGGUGGUGUCCAAAGUCUCACCCGGCACUUCGACAACCUGAAGGUGGACAAUGAUGACAGCUAUGCGGACAAUCUCUUCAACGAGGACGAGUUCGAGGAUGACAAUGGCCCGAAGGUUGAUGAAGUGGAGGACUUUGGUCAUGAUGUGGAUGCGGAUGGCGACAUCGCGAUGGGAUGA
This is a messenger RNA of Cryphonectria parasitica EP155, 732 nucleotides long. RefSeq lists its product as uncharacterized. Lineage: Eukaryota; Fungi; Ascomycota; Sordariomycetes; Diaporthales; Cryphonectriaceae. The record is from RefSeq and is a predicted model, not a curated record. The transcript has a single exon. Bases 1 to 732 code for a protein of 243 amino acids.